AUGGCUUGCAUCCAUGGUUCAGAUGCUCUCGUACGUCUUCUACUCUCAGCCGGAGCUGAUUGCUCAGCUAUGGAUAGGCGGAACAACUCCGUAUAUCAUGUAGCAGCUCUUCAUGGCAAAGAUGACACUCUCAAAUUGUUGAUUCGCUAUGGAGGUGAAAACACGAAAAAACUGCUGUGGGCAACGAACAAGGAGGGUAAGACCCCACUUCAUCUGGCGGUGGACCGAAAUCAUCCAAGCACAGUUAGCAUCAUCCUUCCACUGAAACCCUCUAAUAAUCCAGACAUAGACGAGAGUCAUAAAUGGCUUCUGCACAAUGCCGCCGGCAAGGGUUACCUCGAACUGGUCAAAACGCUAAUUGAGAAUGGGUAUGAUGUUCGUCUGCAAAAUGAGGAGAUGCAGCUCCCAUUGCAUGCAGCAGCCAAGGCGAAUAAAGCCGACGUUGUGCGAUAUCUGCUCAAGCUAGCGCCUGACACUGUCGACGAACAAGAUGAAUACGGUUUCACACCGUUUCUGCGAGCCGUUUCAAUGAAUGCACUCGACGCAGUUAAGGUCCUAGUUGAACACCACACCGACAUACUCUUUGCCGAUUCUGAUGGGCGUACUGCUGUAUUCAUAGGAGCAAAGUAUAAUGCUGUUAAUGUGUUGGUGUACCUUCUAGAAGAGUAUCAAAAACGCAAAAUUGAUGAAGGCGACUCUUAUCCAGACGUGGUGAAUCAACCCGACCAUACACAGUACACACCGAUGCAUCUAGUUUGCCACAAUGGCUAUAUGGAAGUAGUUACUCUUUUGUACGAAAAUGGUGCUCGUAUUGAUGUCAUGAACGAAGAUGAGGCCAUACCCCUACAUGGUGCCGCAGCCACAGGACAGACUGCAUGCGGCGUACAAAUCAUCAUAUAA
This is a messenger RNA of Strongylus vulgaris, 900 nucleotides long. The record is from the annotation of a GenBank genome assembly. Lineage: Eukaryota; Metazoa; Nematoda; Chromadorea; Rhabditida; Strongylidae.